Messenger RNA from Sorghum bicolor (sorghum), 1256 nucleotides. Its product is annotated as bidirectional sugar transporter SWEET2b. The record is from RefSeq and is a predicted model, not a curated record. Gene Ontology annotation, cellular component: membrane. The transcript has 6 exons. Gene Ontology annotation, biological process: carbohydrate transport. The coding region runs from base 242 to 937 and encodes 231 amino acids. Lineage: Eukaryota; Viridiplantae; Streptophyta; Magnoliopsida; Poales; Poaceae. Gene Ontology annotation, molecular function: sugar transmembrane transporter activity.
UACUUGAAGUUUAAAGCCUCACCACAAGGAGAAAGAGGGAUAUUCGCAGGACCAGACCAGCAGCCGGGGCCACGUUUUCAGGGGCUCAAAUCCGACAAUUCGGUGACCCGUGCUGCUGGCUAGCUUCAGACUUUUUAUAAGAGCCCCAGAUUUUUAGCACGAGGAAGGAGUGAAGGACUAGAGGUGGAGUAGAGGCUGCGAAACGAAAAACAGAGGACCAAGCGUGGUGCAAGUGCAAAUCAUGAGCUCCCUGUACGAUCUCUCCUGCUUCGCCGCUGGCCUUGCUGGCAACGUCUUCGCCCUCGCCCUCUUCCUGUCGCCGGUGCCGACGUUCAAGAGGGUCCUCAAGGCCAAGUCGACGGAGCAGUUCGACGGGCUCCCCUACCUGCUGUCCCUGCUCAACUGCUGCAUCUGCCUCUGGUACGGCCUCCCAUGGGUCUCCGGCGGCGGCGGCAGGGCCCUCGUCGCCACCGUCAACGGCACCGGCGCGCUCUUCCAGCUCGCCUACAUCUCCCUCUUCAUCUUCUACGCCGACAGCAGGACCACUCGGCUGAGGAUCACGGGGCUUCUGGUGCUAGUGGUCUUCGCGUUCGCGCUCAUUGCGCACGCGAGCAUCGCCUUGUUCGACCAGCCGGUGCGGCAGCUGUUCGUUGGCAGCGUCAGCAUGGCGUCUCUGGUCUCCAUGUUUGCUUCCCCGCUGGCUGUCAUGGGUUUGGUGAUCCGCACCGAGUGCGUGGAGUUCAUGCCCUUCUACCUGUCCCUCUCUACGUUCCUGAUGAGCGCAUCCUUCGCAAUGUACGGUCUUCUGCUGCGUGAUUUCUUCAUAUAUUUCCCGAAUGGGCUUGGAGUUGUCCUGGGAGCAAUGCAGCUGGUGCUAUACGCGUACUAUAGCCGGAGAUGGAAAAACAGCGGCUCAUCUGCAGCAUUGCUUGCCUGAUCAUAACUGAGUUGAUCAGCCAAUUGUCUGUGUCGUGGUUUGUAUUCUGUCAUCCUGGAGUUUUGGGAGAGGGGCGAUUGAGACGAUGUUUUGGAACGGAUUAAUCAACUACGUCUAUGCGUUGUUUUGUCCUAGCGCCAAUGUGACGUAAACGUUGUGGGCUUGUGUCCCAUUGUUUCUCUUCAUAACAUAUCUAGCGAUAGCUGUUCUUCAAUAACAUUUUUUCUUGGAAGAAUGGUAUCUACAGUAUUCUUGGAAAAGGGGAGAAGAGUUUUAUGUUCCCUCCCUUUUUCAAGAUGGCCGUUAGUUAUUUUUAGCA